AUGGACGUUUCAACACAAUUCGGCUAUGCGUCGGUGAGCCGAGCUGGCAACCUGCAAUGGGUGUACAUGGUUGAGUGGGUUAUAGCUCUGCUUGGAUCCAUUGGAAUUCUAUUCUACUUCAAUCGGCUAUUGGGCUCAAUAGUGUCAUUCCUACUGAAAUAUACUCUGUGGAAGCGAUAUAAGGUACGAUUCAAAGUUCAAUCAUACAAAGUCUCCUUUCUCGGGGGACGGCUCUUUUUCAAAAAUGUUACAAUUAUAACCAAAAAUGAGAUGAUCCUCAUUCAUCAAGGAUGGCUCACAUGGAGAUAUUGGCUUACAUCCGUGCGCCAAUCUGGAUUCGUUACUGAGCAAGAAAAUACGAAAAACGGGCUACUUCCCACACGGUUACUGAUGGAAAUCUAUGGCUUUGAAGUUUUUGUCUACAACCGAGUGAAUGUUUACGACGAAUUACUGAAAAAGUUGAAUGGGGAGACCGGUCACACAGAAAAGCAGUCGUACUCUACAAGUCGCACCAGCGAAACCAGCAGCGAUCAAAAUACAAUCCAUGACUCUGAAGAAUCGGACGAGCGCUAUGUCCCACGAUUCAUCAAAUUUCUUCCCCUCAAGGUCUUGAUAAAACAGGGCGGGUUUGUAAUAGGUAACCAGACGACAACGUCUCUUUUGGUUGGAUCAUAUACAUCCUUGGAAGGGUUUUUUGAUUUCCUUCGGCCAGAUUCCAAAUACGAUAAGUGUCGAGUUGAUCACGAUGUUAGAGCGAACCAACUACAACUCUACCUUAAACCAAACGUUUCAUACGAGGGUAUGGAUCAGAUCAAAAAAGACUUUGAUCGGGGUCAAAGUCACAAGCUCAAGAGUUUCCUGGAUAAAUUAGGGUUGUAUCACAAUGGCACUAAAGAAGACAGCGAGAAGACUAAAGAGGAAGAGCUGCAUCAUUGGCGCGGUCUUGAACGUUAUUUGACCUACAACAGUUCGACAUUGAGUUCUUUUGACGGGAAAACCCAUUCUGAGGAUAAAGAAGACGCGGUUGUGUUCUCGGAAUCCGAGUACGCGCGGUACACUCACGUCUUUGACUCCGAUUACGUCGAUAUCCAUUAUUACUACGAUAUCCCAGGUAGAACGCCAGCGUUACCGGUCAAUUCUCCCACUGAGGAUCCAGAUAUUGGAAAUGGCGGAGAGCCUCCAGCGAAUAAUAUUGACAUAUCCGUUUCAGAAGGAAUUAUCCACUACGGACCUUGGGCCGAAAAAGAGCGCGCUUUUCUACAUCAAAUGUUAUUUCCUUCUAUCUGCAGGGAUGCUGAUCCGUUUGACCGUCUCAAAGCAGGAUCAAAAAGACAGUACGAAGGAUUCAGGCUAUUUUUCGAAAGUGUGGACGAUCUGGUGCUAAGGAUUCCCUUUAGGGAGAGCAGCAAAGACGUUCUUUAUUCCAAUAAUGACAGUUCUCAAAACCAACUUGAGCGCAGACCGUUUGGAUGGCUUGAACUUAAGGUGGGACAAAACUCCACCUUUAAUGUAUCAACCUCGUAUAUCCCCAGCACAGAGAGUGGAUGGGCAAAUAAGUUCCAUGUGGAUCUGAAUAACCCGGUCAUCUCUUCCAGUGUGAAUCACGAGAUAUUCUUUAAAGCCAUGAAACACACCAUAAAUGCGGAUGUUGGGUAUCCUUUGCAAUGGAAUGGCCCUGCAACGUGGAGUUUUCAGAACCGCUCUACGAAUGCUGAACUCUAUCUACUUAGAGAGCAUAUUGAGUUGCUCACAGACAUGUUUGGGGAUUUCAGCUCUGGAAACCCAACUCCUUACGAGCUAUUCCGUCCCUUUUUCUAUAAGAUCAACUGGAAGGUUUACAACUACAAUAUCUCUCUCAAUUUGAACGAAAAAAAUAUUGUCAGCCACCCUCUAGACUAUAAUGACAACAUAUAUGUUUCCUUUUGCGGAUCCGAACUUGAUUUAGCUGUCGAUAUUCCUUUAGAUACCGUAUAUCGAAAGUCGACAAUUAUUGACUAUAAACUUAACACCACCUUUGAUUUGGCUGUUCAUUUCCCGCCAUGGCACACAGGAUAUAAUUUCCUGCGAAAUAAAGAGGUUGGAAGGGCUAAUAACUUUGAGAUGUCGGGAUCUUUCACUUAUUUCAACGUGAUCGACAUAGAUACGGUUGACAACAUUGUAGUCAACUGUACUUGUGAAGAUACGACGCUUGAAUGCUAUGGAUUCAUCAUCAAGUAUGUGUUGCUUCUCAAGGCCAACUAUUUUGGAGAAGAUAUCAACUUCCAGACUCUCGGAGAAUUCCUCGAAGACAUGAAUGACAAGUUUGAAGAAAAACCAGCGUCAGAAGAUUUCAAGCUGUUUGGAAUGAAACUGCGAAAUGAGACCGACCUACACUUCUCUUUUUGCGUCAAAAAUGGGUGCCUGGUUUUGCCAUCACACAAUUAUGACUGUGAAACACAUGUGGCACUACAUUUUGAAAGCCUGGACAUUGAUCUUCGAUUCAAUAACUACUACAUGGAUCUUCAAGCUAAUUUCUCGGAAAUCUAUGGCCGAUCAAUUGAGAGCGCCGACGAGGAUAUGAUUUUUAGCACGACCUCCAAGCACUUGAAAUUUGAUCCUCUGCUUUUUAUUGAUCAUCUUCCAGUGCAUGGCCACAGAACAUUUGGGCUUCCUCCAGAUGAACCAACUUAUUACUGUAGGUGGGAUUUCCAUCCAGGACAAAUAGUGGUUGACUCAGAGCCAACUUUUCUUGACAUCGUCCGCCGCUCUCUUGGGUCCCUUGCGGUGGGAUACAAUGAUUCAGAGAAUUCUUUAGACCUUCCUGAGGAGGUGCUUUUUGAUAUGUUGAAUUUGUCUUUCAGCUGUCCCCAAAUUUUGGCGAAAAUCAAUGGUCCGUCUUGUGGCCUCCUCGUUAAAUUGGAAGCGUUGCACCUAACUAUUUCUGAUCAGUCAUCUGCUACAUACAAUAGCCGAAUUAAUUUCAGGAUCGAGGACAUUGUCAUACAAGGUAUGAGCGGCACCGAAACUGUUAUGGAUGUGAGAACAUCAGUGUACGUGAGUGACUUUGUUAAAAAACCAGACUUUGCAACUCGCAAAGAAGCUCAAAGAGCUCAUAUGAAAAUCCACGAUGCGCCGUUCCACAGAUGUCCGUUUUUGCUUGCACGAAGUGAUAGAGAUUCAACAUACCAUCAAAAUUAUGGAGGUUUGAGGCCUUUCCUCAAUUUCCCCGAUAUCCCUCCACCGCUCUACUCCAACUCGAUAGAUUUGUUGAUCGCAAGCUAUCCUGAACGGUUGAAAGAUGCUUUGAGAGAUGACGACGUCUCCGAUUCAUCUUCGAUUCUAGAUGGGGGCAGGUCACACGCAACGAACCUCUUUUCGAAAAUAUCCUCCGAAAAUGAUGGCUUUGAGCUUGAUUCCAUAGUAUGCAGCUUUGAUACUGUUGAAGGAUAUAUUGAUCCGAAAGUCGCAUUGGUAUGGAGCUACAUUGUAUCAAAUAAGGAGGUCAUUUCUGUCACCAAUGUACUGGAUGAGAUUCAAAAUGAUUUUAUAUCGCACUUGACUAAGAAACAUGCCACAAAGUCUCAGAAAGUCAACAUAAAAGCGUUAAUUCCAAUGAUUAAUCUACAUGUGACAGAAUCAAGGUCUUCUGAAAACUGCAUCGAUAUCAGCAUAUCCAAUCCAACAUUAACUGCUACAAUUGAACCAGAAGGCGGCAUGGAUUCUUUGGCAGCAGACGUUUCCGAGAUCUCGAUUAGCAUACUGAAAAGCGGCAGGUCUGUUUGCAGUCUCGAUAUGGCGAAACUCAGGGCCGAUAUAUAUGAUAGCAAAUUGUCGACUAGUGUCAUGGUUGAUGAGGAUUACCUAUACUUCGAUAUGGACCCUACAAGCCUCCAAUGGGUUGAGAGCUACAUUUCCCUUCUGGUUGAUCCGAUAAAGAAGGCAACGGCAGAAAUAUCGCUAGCAGUGGAAAAUAGUACCAAGGCCAAGAUCGAUACCGUAUAUUCCAUUUCCAAAGCGGUAACGGACUAUUCUGUGCGCCACGAUCCAUCGUGUAUCACCAAACCGUCGUAUAUUAGCAAAUUUUCCGACGAGCACAUCAGGCGUGAGGACAGCUGGAAAAUAAUUACAAGAAUCAGACAUAUUGCUUACAACCUGCCAAAACGUUGGCACGAAAGCACCCAGAAAAGAUAUGACGAACACUCUUGGAAUGCCCCGGAAGACGCCAAGCAAAGAGUCUUUGAUGUGUUUCUAAAUUGGAGAAGAUGGGAGUUUAGUAAUAUAUCCACCAGCUAUGUUUUGAUGAGCGUUUUCGGUGACACCAGCUCUGGGGCUGAACGGAAGUCAUUUUCUUUGAAAGCGGCGCUUUCUACAUCCAAACUCAAUGUUCAUCCUUUCAGCAAUUUGGUGGUGACUGAAAACCUAGAACUCGCCUUAAGUAAAGGAAAGCUUUCCGAGGAGCUGUACCAAAUGGCCACUGAGCUUUCUAUGAUAAAUGUUCAAGAUCAGAUCAAUGUUGGGAUUUCCAUCGGCGCCUUUAAUACCAGUGUCAAUUCCCUGAAGCAAUCAAUCCCUUAUAUCAGCGAUUUGAUUGCAGGUAUGACGUCAAAGUCCAGUGCCAACCAAACUAUCGAAAUUGCAAACAGAUCAGAGCCAGAUCCGAUCUUUUUCAGCAUAAAUCUCCUGGUUAAAGAGUUUACUCACCAGGUUGCAAUUGAUAGAUCGUCUGUCAACGUCCACGGUAGUAAUUCGGUGCUAACGAUGUCAGGAAUCAAAUCUUCAGAGGAUCUGUUUUUCGCUAUGCUGUCGAACAAUACCACGGUGGGUAUUGAUUUUAUGCUUGAUAAAAUGAAGAUAGCGCAGCUUAAAAGUUUUGAAAACUCACUGCUUGUCUCCAAGGUCAGGUCAUCUGGUGAUGAGCAGAUUUAUGUGGACUUAUCUGCCUCAAGUAUCAACAUAUCAGCUGGGUCGGGUUCAGAUUUCUAUCUAAGAGCUUUAGAUGUGCUUAUCAAUGAAGAGAAUGACUUUUUGGUGCCACUCAUUAACAAUUUGAGGAAAAGACAACAACCGUCGGUUACUCGAUCCAGCGAUGGAUUUUUAGCUCAGCUGGAAGGAAAAGUAACGGGUAGUAUGUUUGUCUCAAAACUUUCUUUGCAGCUUGAAGUUCUGUCACCGAUACUUUACAAGAUGGACGUGCGAGAUAUUGCAUUUGAUCUUUCAGCUUCAGAUCAGGUUGGGACGUCAAAUUUUACAGUGUCACGCAUCAGCUCAAGAAUCAUCUCCACUUCCACAACAAAGCAAGUGCAAUUUGCUACCGUGUCUCUAGGAGAUCUGAAAAUUUUGGCGAGCCUCGUUGAAAAACAUGGUAGACUCGAUGUUUUCGCACAGGUGAACGCAGAUCAACUCAGAAUCAAUUGUUCACAGCGUAACGUCAUCUAUUUGGCGAAACUUGCAGAAACGGAUUACCGUGUUGCAGAGGCGUACUUUGAAAAAUUUAAAUCAAGGUUCCAUAGUCUGCUUCAAAAGUUUGGCCACACAAGCAACAACGAGUCCAAACUAGGGAACUCCUCUUUCGUUGUGAAGGCCACGGCUGCUGUUGCUCUGGACAACUUGUCAUUCGCCUGUCUUCUCAACGAGAACCGGUCAUUCCUCGAUUGUAACAAGAUCACAAUGAAGUUUGUCACCUCUGAUUUCAAUCACACCGGAAACAAACCCCACGGCUUCCUAAAGUUGCCCUCCACAAGAUUUAGUAUGAUCUCUCAUGGUCCUCAGACCUCAAAGUUUACGAUCUGUGAUGUAAACCUGGAAUUGAAAGCAUCUACGUCCGUUCCAAGUGAGCAAAAACUCCACCAGCUUGAAUUAAUCAGCGAGCACUGCAGGUUUGUGUUAGAUUCGCACUCCACUACUGAACUCCUUGACGUUUACUUUGAUUUCCAUAGGAAUUUUGGCACCUACAAGUUCCCUCGCAAACCCGCUCAAAGACAGAACGUUAGCGCGGAAAAGAUAUGGGAACUUUUGAGCGUCUAUUCGAUUCGCAUUGUGUCCAAAAACAUGUGUAUCGGAUGGCUGCUUCCAAAGCCAGAGAGGGCGAUGUUAAACUCGUCGGACAUCCCUGGCUUUAUUGUUGGAUACGAAAAAGCUGAGAUAGUAUGCAGCACAAAAACAGGAAAUGUACUCGUCUCGAGCAUGUACUUGGCAACUUCCCACGGGAACAACUCCAUGAACUUUUAUUCCACCAGUGAUGAAAGCUUGAGUGCUAACAGGGCAUAUUUCCCUAGAUUUGAGCUUGAUUAUAAGGUUUCCCGAACGUCCAAAGGCAGAGCUAUCGACGCUGAGCUUCACGGUGAUAAGGUCGAUUUUAAGCUGGAAACUACACUCUUUUCUGUUGCCGAUCGACUAGCGCGGUCUGUUAUUCAUGUUCAAGAAAAAUUGGAGUCUAUUUUUUCUCAUGAAAUCGCACAUGCCGAGACGGAGGAUGGCUCGCCAACUCUUUUUUCUUCGAUCCACUCGGACUUGAGGCUUAUUGGCUGCAUCUUUGCAUUUAACGGUGCUUCAAUUAUGAUCAGCAAUCCUACAAGGGAUUCAAACCGUAAGCCUACAUCGUUAUGUCUCCAGGCUCCAUCCAUGAGGAUUGCCGCAGAGUAUAUCAAAAGUUUGGAAUCGGUUAAAAAACACAUCAUUUUGAUACAAGCCGUCACUUCAAGUACUGACAAUGCACUGUCAGCAUCAUGUGUUCCUGUGAUCGUCAGUCUUGCUAACAGUGUGAAGUCUUUUGCGAAUAGAAAUCAUGCAAAGAAAAGCAAGGUGCCAACAACACGAAAGUCCGAGGAAAGAUGGCCACCUAUGGGAGAAAAGGAGCCAGUAGGUGUCAGCUUGGAGCGAGUCUUUGAGAAAUUCAAAAUCAACUUUUCGCUGAAGGUUGAGCCUCAGCGACUCACAUUGAGUUGUGAGCCAAAUGCAAAGGUCGAGGCCGCCGUCUCCACUAAUGGACUGUUUUGGCAUUUCAACACCGAUACAGAUUUGAUCACCACUACUAUCUGUAUUGAACAACUUCGAGCAAAGCUGCAACACGUCUAUUCGAAAGAAACCAGUGGAUCUGUUGGGAUCGAUGAUAUUCUUCUAUCUGCAACUAUCGCCAAAGCUCAUGGUGUCAAAACAAUGACCAACACGUCAAAGGUAUCAAACAUUGACUCGUAUUUGAACAUACAGCAGAGACAGGACGUCGACAUUUUUCGUGAAAUAUGGCUACCGUCCGAACUUUACAAAAGUUCUACUGAAAAGCCGCAACAGAGCGAGGACGUUUCACUGCAACAUAUUGCAGCAAGAGUCAAAGACAUGUCAAAUACCACUGUACUUCCGUGGAUCGUCACUCUUCUGGUAGAAAAGGUGAAAUUGAAGGUGGAUCUCGGAUUCUCGCUAGGAACAUUGGACGUGGAUGCCGAUAAAUGUUGGUUCAAAUCCACUAAGGUCACCAACAGGGACCAAAACUUCAGAUUGGAACUGGGCCAGCUCAGAAUUGCAUCAGAGGGAAGACUUGGAGGGCUUUUGGUUGUCGAAAGGGCGCGAAUGGCUUCUGCAAUCUCAUGGUCGAAAGAAAAAGGAAUGGAGGAUAUUCCGCUGGUCUUCCUGUCUGCCGGAUUUCGAUCGUUGGAAACCAAAAUCUCCCUUGAUUACCACAUAUUCUGCAUAGCAGUGAUCACCAAAGCGAUGGCUUCCAUAUACAAUCAGAGUGUGGACAAUCAUGCAGACAAGCUUGUUGGAAAAACCUCGAUGGAUUCGUUCAACGUUUAUAUGACUGCUUUGACUGCCUCCAAUUUCGUGGAUAUUUACACGAUUGGAUUGCGAAUCCGACAGGAUAUCAAGAUCUCGUACCAUCAAACUCUCAAUGAUGCCUUGGAUGAUCAGAUGCAAUUCCUCAAGGGCUCAACGAGAUCCUCGGAGUCGUCUUUGUCAUUGGCUGCUUUGCGCAAAACUGAUACUUCGAGCUCAAGCACCGUCAAGACAGUGGAAAUGUUUUUGGACGUGAUUGACGAAUUCUACACAGAGUUGGAUGUCCGCAUAGGGUCGAUGCAGAUACAAAUUUUCCCCAGUAGUUUGUUGGAUACCCAGGCGCUGGUGAUCAGGGUGGGAGCUUCGAGGGCUAAGUUUGAGCAGAUCAAGACCAGUAUCAUGGAGAACAAGUUGGACAUGAGCCUUGACAACUUCACUGUGGCUCUUUCCUCUUUCAAGUCAAAGCCUACAGAGGCGUCACUAGGAGAACUGGGAGUUUGGAGCUACGUCAAGCUUGCGAACACGGCCACCGGUGGCAGCAUUUUUGUCUUCCCUUCGUUGAACGUUUACAUGGAUGCGUUCCAGCAUCCAGAUUCCAAUUUAGUCAAGUUCAAGUUCAGCAGCUCUUUUGGAGGGAACGUUGACGUGAAGUGGAAGUUGGGCUCUGUCUACUUUAUUAGAGAAAUGUGGUAUUCCCAUGCAACGACACUGAAGACUCGUCUCACUGCCUUGCGGAUCUUCACUUCUGGCUACGGAACGGACUUCGACGAUCUGCUGGAAGAGAACUACAAGGAGUCAAUUUUCGAGACCGUCAACUUAGAGGAUAGGCUAAAGGACGUGGAGUCUGACGAGAAAUAUGUUUAUGUUCCGCUAGAAGAGCCGCAUAUCGAGACUCCUAAACUACGUGAUCUGGGAAACGCCACGCCUCCGCUGGAGUGGUUUGGACUGCACAGAAACAAGUUUCCUAAUCUCACGCACCAGUUUGUAAUCGUGGGGUUACAGCAACUAGUCAAGGAGGCCGAAGUUCAUUACGCCAAUGUUUUGAGGUGA
Ogataea haglerorum is the source of this 8796-nucleotide messenger RNA. RefSeq lists its product as uncharacterized. The record is from RefSeq and is a predicted model, not a curated record. Gene Ontology annotation, cellular component: membrane. NCBI's taxonomy places the organism in Eukaryota, Fungi, Ascomycota, Pichiomycetes, Pichiales, Pichiaceae. Gene Ontology annotation, biological process: fermentation. The transcript has a single exon. Bases 1 to 8796 code for a protein of 2931 amino acids.